This is a messenger RNA of Salmo salar (Atlantic salmon), 5149 nucleotides long. RefSeq names its product LIX1-like protein. Lineage: Eukaryota; Metazoa; Chordata; Actinopteri; Salmoniformes; Salmonidae. Gene Ontology annotation, cellular component: cytoplasm. Gene Ontology annotation, biological process: autophagosome maturation. The record is from RefSeq and is a predicted model, not a curated record.
AGCAGCCUAAUCCUCACAAAGACUAACGGGAUUGGCAGAAUACAUUUUUCUCCGUGAGGAAAACACAUUUUUUUAUUUAUCACUAUCUUUUUAGUUUCGUUUUUUGUCAUCUUCCAUUACAUUAUCAGCGAGGAAACCAGUAUUUUCAUCACGAAUUUCCUCUAUUGGUAUAACCCCUACUGUUGACGUUUACGCUUCAACAAUGGAAUCUAUCCGCCCUCAGCGACUUCAACCAGGGAUAAGAUUUGGAGCUGGAUCGACUGGGACCCUACGCUCCUCUCUCCGGCCCGGGGUUACAGUUCCAACCGCACCUCUGCUGCCUCCCCCGGCCUCCCUAUGUGCUUCCUCCGGGCCACCCCCGCCGCUUCAACUCCACAGUCUUCACGGCACUAUUGGGAGUGCGGGGCUCGGAACAGGGGUGGCUGGAUUCGGUCUAUGUAAUCCAGGGAACCCGGCGGUCUUGAAGGAGGCGGUGGAGGCUGUUGUUCGGAGCUUUGCAAAGCAUACGCAGGGCUAUGGCAGAGUGAACGUGGUGGAAGCCUUGCAAGAGUUCUGGCAGAUGAAGCAGUCAAGAGGGGCAGACCUCAGGAAUGGGGCUCUGGUAGUGUAUGAGAUGGUCCCAUCAAACAACCCACCCUAUGUUUGCUACGUCAGUCUCCCAGGAGGAAGCUGCUUUGGGAGUUUCCAGUUUUGUCCAACCAAGGCUGAGGCAAGACGUAGUGCUGCCAAGAUCGCGCUGAUGAACUCGGUUUUCAAUGAACAUCCUUCCCGCCGCAUCACAGAUGACUUCAUUGAGAAGAGUGUAUGUGAGGCGCUGGCCUCCUUUAAUGGAAACAGAGAAGAGGCAGACAACCCCAGCACAGGAAUCGGGGCAUUUCGCUUCAUGCUGGAGUCCAACAAAGGAAAGUCAAUGUUGGAGUUUCAGGAAUUGAUGACAGUCUUUCAGCUUCUGCACUGGAAUGGAAGCCUGAAGGCCAUGAGAGAGAGACAAUGCUCCCGUCAAGAAGUGCUGGCUCACUACUCCCAUAGGGCGCUGGAUGAUGACAUGCGCACCCAAAUGGCUGCUGAUUGGGUGAACCGAGAGCAAGGCGUGGCUGGCACCAUCGCCCAGGAGGUGGCGGCAACAGAUCGAGAACUUGAGGAGGCCAGGCUGGCCGGCCGGGAGCUUCGCUUUCACAAGGAAAAGAAGGACAUCCUGAUGCUGGCUGUUGGCCAACUGGAUGCAGCCAACACUGCCACCCUGCCUUCAACCUGCUAGGUAUACGCUGGAUUCCAACCCCAUAACUUGAUUCACUUCCAUCUGCCCACGUUGACUUCCCCCUCGCGGUUCUCAAAAAGUCUACAUAGGUGUGGGAAACAUAAUAGUAACUCUGCAUAGCUUCCACCAUAUGGCUUUUACCUAUUCAGUCCGAUCAGAUCUGCGAGUUGGGAGUCAAGGGCAGAUGGAAGGAAGUUGGUUGUCAGUUUGGAAUCUGGCCUUAGAGAUGGAAUGAGGAAAAGUGGCCAAUAACCAUUGAUUGUAUAGAGACUAGCAAGGCAGCCAUUUAGGAGCUUUCAAUUAUAAAACAGUGAGUGUUCUUAGAUCUUUCCGCAGUUUUUUCUAGCCCAGUACUAAUACGCCUGAUUCAGCUUAUGAAGGUCUUGACAAUAAGUUGAUUAGUUGAAUCAGAUAUGUUAGUGCUAGUUUAGAACGAAAUCUUUAGGACCAGGAUCGAAUAAUAAGAAGUCAUUGAGGUCCUUUUGUGCUGCCAUGUUAUUGGGUUUGUGAAAUUCACAUGGAAUAAUGAACUGUUAUCAUUCCUUUCAUUCCCUUUCUAUACUGGUAGACAACGCUACCACAUGGGUAAAGUUAAAGCCCAUCACUUGCCUUUAAUGAUCGUACAGGACAUAAUCACAAGGAUAUUGUCACAGAACGAUCUUUCUCACCAAAAUAGACCAAUGUCUGUUGCAUAAGCAUGAUCUAUCACUUCAUUGAGGACUAUGAAAGUUAUUUGAACAUUUAUGUAUAGCUCUUACAUUACAGAUGUUAUAUACAGAGGUAGGAUCUUAAUUUGAUCACUCUUUUGUUGCUGAGAAUUUUCCUGCACCACAGGAAAUGCAGAUGAACUUUUGUAAUUGACAUAAAUUUACUGAAAACCCACACUAACACACGGUUAUAUAGUAUUUCAUUUUUCAUGUAGCCUACUUUUGGCCAGAUAAAAGCCUAACCACCGCUCAAGCAACAUUAUGGACUAAACGUUCAAAUCCUGUUGCUGCAGGAUUAUUUUGCUGUACCACAUAGGUCAAAUUAAGAUCCUACAUCUGUAGAGUCUAUCAUUAAUGAUAGCCAGCCUUAUUUGCGAAGAAAGAACCACUCCUCCGACUCAAACUGAUGUCACUUGUAAAAUAACUAAUUGCCUAGCUUUGCUUGCUAGAAUGGGUUGUUUACACGAAUGUCAGUUAUCCAACAGUUUUUUUCUGGCCUUGCAGCUUAAUGACUAAACUUUCAGUGUUAUCAUUCUAAGUCAGGAUCAUUUACUGUCACUAAGCCAUUUUAAACUCUAUUAUUAGGCUAAAACGUACACAAGUAAUUUAGCCGAUACUGAGAUCCGGAUUGACAACUGCAUUGGUGCUAACUACUGUUUAAAUCUGAGUAAUGUGUGCAACACAAAAACAUAGCAAACACAGUGCACAAAUGUAAGAGUUUGUAGUAAUAUAUGGGAUUGCAGUUUCCCCCUAACCACAAGUUACUCUCAAGAUAAAACAUUUAGAACAAUUCAAAGGACAAAAAAAAAACAUUAUCAAUGUAGAAUCUCCAUCAUAAAUGCUCCAUGGAAUGUGUUUUUAGUCCAGGACUAGGCUUAAUCUUUUAGCCAUUAUGAAAUAACAGUGGAUCCUUUGUAAAUUCUUUUGAAUUUAUGUUGUUUGGGGGAAUUUCACAAAGGCUUUACCAUACCGGUACGAAAUGUUGUCUAGUCAUGCGAACUGUUACUCAGAAAUUCUCUUGAAAUAGACCCAUUUUAGAAAACACAUUUAUUCAGGGGUCAGAACACACAGAGAAUACACACAUGUUCACAUUGAAUACCAGUAAAUGCCUAUUUCAUAUCACAAUGGCAAUAUCACACUGACAGCUACAGUAAAAAAUGAAUGCGAAUAAAAUGCACCAAACAUCACGCUAAUGUUGUAUCAUAGUCCCAAUGUCCUCUUGGGUUUAACAUUGUAUCCUACUUUUUACAUGUCUCUUGAUGGAAUUGUCUAUGGUAUUUGUUUUAAGAAAAUAAGCAGAGAAAAAGAUUUAGCUAACUUGCCCUAACUUUCCUGAAUGUAAUCAUAUCCCAAUAGCAACAGCAGCGCAAAAUAAGUUGACGAGAUGCCCAUUGGAUAGCAUUUACAUUGCUUCUUCUUUCAUUGACAGUAUCGGUUAGUGUUUUUAGUUUUCCUACCAAGCCAGGGUAAGGCAUUUCCCGUGGUUCUUAAUUUCUAUAGACCUGGCACCUGUUACUACAAACAAAAGCCAUAUCAAUUGAAGUGCAAUCCAUUGUAUGCUUGUCCUAAUUAAAUUAAGAAAUGUACCUUUUGUUAAAACAUACACAGCCAGGUCCAUAAUUAUUGGCACCCUUAAAAAAAGAUGAGCAAAAAAGACUGUAUCAAAUAAAUAAUACAAAUACUAAGCUAUAUUUCAUGGUUAAAAAAAAGGGGAAAUUUGAUUAUUUUAUACUAAUAUAAUUGCUCAGAGCAGGAACUUUCGUUUAACCAGUAAUAAAAAAUAAAAAAAUAAAAAAGAUAGGGGUAAAACUCCAGCACCCUCCCCUUGCAAGGAUAAUGACACAGAGCCUCUAUCUAAAAUGUUUUAUAAGAUUGGAGAACACAUUGGGAGGAAGCUUAGACCAUUCCUCCAUACAGAAUCUUUCCAGAUCCUUGAUAUCCUUCGUCUGCGCUUAUGGACUGCCCUCUUCAAUUCAAACCACAGGUUUUUAAUGGGGUUCAAGUCCGGAGACUGAGAUGACCUUUGCAAAAUGUAGAUUUUGUGGUCAAUUAACCAUUUCUUUGUGGAUGUUGAUGUGUGCUUGGGGUUAUUGUCUUGCUGGAAGAUCCAUUUGCAACCAAGUGUCAUCCUUCACUUGCGCCCAAGUGUUUUUGGCUAAAACGUCCUGGUACUUUGUAAAGUUGAUGAUGCCGUUGACCUUAAGGUCCCCAGGACCAGUGGAAGCAAAAUAGCCCCAUAACAUAAAAAAUGCACCACCAUAUUUUACCAUAGAUAUGAGGUACUUUUCUGCUAAUGCUUCUGUUUUUCAACGCCAAACCCACAACUGGUGUGCGUGGCCAAAGAGCUCUAUUUUCAUGUAAUCUGACCUGUCCUGGGGCCCUUGUUAAGGUCAAUGGCAUCAUGAACUUGUAAUUUUUAGCCAAAACCCUGGUUGCCUCUGCCAGGAGGAGGCUGACACUUGGCUGCAAGUAGAUACCUGACUGUAUUUGUCUUAGCUAUUGGAAAUCAUAUUUCAUGAAGUGUCUGGUAGGUGUAUUCUCCCAUCAUGCUUAUUUGUGUGACUCAUAUAUAUUUUUUGUAUUUUUCUUUUAAGUGUAUGUAAUGGUGUGUUACAGAUGGUUUUUAUGGCAGUUGUCUGCUCACCAUUAAUCACAUACAUUGUUAAAAAAUGGAGUUUUUUAAUGUUUGGGUCCCACUUUUAUAUAAAGUGUAGCUAAAACAACCAAUCUUACAUGGUAAUUAAUUAUAUUGGCAGGUAUAUUGUUCACAUUGUUUCCAAUUUCAUUUUUUUUCCAAAUCCAAUACUUUUAUAAAUGUAAUUUACCAGAUUGUUAAUGUGUACCUACACUGUAAUUACACUAAACCUAUCUGUGUAAUUACCAUGUAAAUACAUGUUUUAGCGACACUUAAUAUAACUUGGGACUAAUGUUUGCGUGUUAUUCCUUUUAACACAGGUUGCAAUCUUUUUAUAGACUGUUCAGUCAUGUUAUUACCCUGCCUUCUCGCUUAUCAAGUUGUGCAUGAUUCAUAAAUCCAUUUGUACAAAAUGUGAUCUAUAUAAACUUUGUUUUAUACAGUCCUUAUGUAUUUUAUAUGACCAGUUUUAAAUUGUUACUUUUUUACUCAAUGUAGGUUUCUAUUUAGAUUUGUAUACAUAAAAUGCAAUAAAGCAGCCAAAAACAA